GGAGCAUUGCCCAGCCUGCUAGCAACCCCUCUCCUUUCCCCCUCCAGUGACUCAACCUUGUCAUCCCCAGCCCCAUCACCACCCACCCUCUUUUUCCCAUCCGACCAGUGAUAGAAAUCCUUUGAAUGCCACUAUUCCCAAGUGCCAUUCUCCAAUCAUCCUUUCGCAAAGUUAAACUCAAAUCAGCGUUCGUUCCGCUCCGUCGCAACAUGGCGACGGUGCAAUUGAAAGUACACAAUUCUCUGAAACCAGGGCCGGCAGUGCCCUUUAUCCCCAAGGAAGAGGGAAAGGUCUCUUGGUAUGCCUGUGGUCCAACAGUCUACGAUCAUUCCCAUUUGGGACACGCCAGAAAUUAUGUUUCCACCGACAUUAUUCGGAGGAUCAUGCAAGAUUACUUUGGUUUCAAGGUCAAUUUUGUCAUGAAUAUCACUGAUGUGGAUGAUAAGGUAGAGUCCGUGGUCUGCGACCUGUUUGGCAUGUCUAAUAUGGUUCCUAGAUUAUCAUCAAGGCUAGAAGACAGCGAUUGCUUGAUUUGGAGAAGUCAAAAACAUAUACGGAAUCCGAAUUGGCCAAACUUGCAGCGACAGCAUUUCAAAAAUACGCAGAGGGCAACCUACCCGAACUCUUGAAGUCUUCAGAUGGAUCAGAACUUGGUCCCAGCAACUAUGCGGCGAGGCGAGAUCAGGCGUACGGGAAAGUUCUGUCUGGGGGCACAUUAACCGGCGAAGGGAAGCCAGGCGACGCGGAAGCCAAAAUGAAGAUGCAUCUCAACAACCUCACAACUGCCUCGACAGCCAUUCUGGAAAAUAAGGUCUUUGGAGGAGCGGAUGAAAUAUUAUUACCAUAUCUGGACUCGCUCUAUAAAGACUCAAUUGAUGGAACCGACCACACAAUAUUUACAGAUGUCACAAAAUACUGGGAGGCUGAUUUCAUGGAAGAUAUGGAUGCUUUGAAUAUUCUACGUCCAGAUAUUAUCACGCGAGUCACGGAUUAUGUCCCUCAGAUUGCAAAGUUUGUCGAGGCAAUAGUCGCAAAGGGCUUUGCAUACGAGGCGGAUGGCUCAGUAUAUUUUGACAUUGCUGCGUUUGAAAAGGCCGGAAAUCCAUACGCCAAAUUGAGACCAGAAAGUCGAAAUGACAAAGCUCUGCAGGAAGAUGGCGAGGGAUCUCUAUCAAAGAACCUUGGAGGAAAACGGGGUGCUGGGGAUUUUGCCCUCUGGAAGAAGUCAAAGCCUGGAGAGCCUGUUUGGGAUAGUGUUUGGGGAGGAGGAAGACCAGGCUGGCACAUAGAGUGCUCAGUUAUGGCGUCUGAUGUUUUGGGGUCCCAAAUGGAUAUCCAUUCUGGGGGUAUUGAUCUUGCUUUCCCACAUCACGAUAACGAGCUAGCACAAUCCGAAGCCUAUUUCUGUGAGCACGGUAAGGGCCCACACAACUGGGUCAACUACUUUUUGCACAUGGGCCACCUUUCGAUUGCUGGAUCAAAAAUGUCCAAGUCUCUAAAGAAUUUCCAAACCAUCAAGGACGCUUUAAAGACGGAUUAUACACCAAGAGGCAUGAGGGUUGCCUUCUUGCUUGGUCGCUGGAAUGAUGGUGUUGAAAUAUCCCCUGAUAUGAGAACGAUGGCCGAAAGUUGGGAAACCAGUAUUAAUGUAGGUCAUACCCAUAAAUAUGAUCAAACAAAAAUGAUCCUAAUCAAAAGCUAGAAUUUCUUUGUAAAUGUGAAGGCCUUGGUUGCGGAGUACAAACCAGAAGAGUCGCUAGCAAAUCUUGCUCUAAGCGAUCCAAAAAAUGAGUUGGAAGAAAGCCUUGCCAAGGCUCAGAAAGAAUUGGAGAUUGCACUCACAGAAUCUUUUGACACCCCACGAGCUAUGCGUGUGUUGAAUGAGUUGGUCAAGACCUCCAAUAUCCACCUUUCUGAUACCACCGUCCAAACAAACGUGGAAGGUUUGAAAAAGGUUGGGCGUUGGGUUACAAAGAUUGUGGGAAUCUUGGGUCUGGAUGCGAAUGCUUCUGCUCCUUAUGAUGGUUUGGGAUGGACAAGUGCCCUCUCCACCAGCAAACUGUCUCCAAAAGAAACUGCUGCGCCAUUCGCUACUUCCUUCCAAAAGAUCAAAGCCGAAGUUGAAAAACUAGGACUUCAAUCAGAGACUCUUUCAGCUUUACUUACCAGCGAUGUAGAUGCCGGAUUCGAGUCACUGGUCGCGGCUGGUACCAAGGACCCAGAAGCUCUUGUCAUGCCAUAUCUUAGAGCCGUCUCAAAGACUCGGGAUGAAAUCAGAAAGGUUGCACCUCUUUCAUCGUCCAAGAAGGAAGCCCUUGCACUUUCCGACCAAAUCCGAGAUGAAGAUAUGACCAAUCUUGGUGUUUACCUAGAUGAUCGACCCGGAAGGGGCGCACUCAUAAAAUUCAUUCCAAAAGAAGAGCUUCUAACCCAACGAGAAGAAAAGGCAGCCAAGGAACAAGCCAAGCUCGCGCAAAAGGAAGCCGCCAAGUUGGCAUUACUGAAGCAGGAGCAAGAAAAAGCCGAAAAGGCGAAGCAGAGUCCCUUGGGCAUGUUUCGAAAUGAGAAGUUUAGUGCUUGGGAUGUGGAUGGACUACCGACGCAUGCUAGUGAUGGAAAGGAGGUUCCGAAGAGUGCGCUGAAGAAGAUGAAGAAGGAAUGGGAUAGGCAGAAAAAAGCGAAUGAUGAGUGGAAGGCGAAGAAUGGGGUUUAGUAUAGAGGCUGUCAAUUAAGUAGUAUUUUAAGUCUUCAUUCAUU
This is a messenger RNA of Hymenoscyphus albidus, 2757 nucleotides long. NCBI's taxonomy places the organism in Eukaryota, Fungi, Ascomycota, Leotiomycetes, Helotiales, Helotiaceae. The record is from the annotation of a GenBank genome assembly.